Messenger RNA from Elephantulus edwardii (Cape elephant shrew), 1672 nucleotides. It is a transcript of the gene RNF14, whose product is annotated as ring finger protein 14. Gene Ontology annotation, cellular component: ubiquitin ligase complex; cytoplasm. The record is from RefSeq and is a predicted model, not a curated record. The transcript is spliced from 7 exons. The coding region runs from base 1 to 1419 and encodes 472 amino acids. Gene Ontology annotation, biological process: protein polyubiquitination; ubiquitin-dependent protein catabolic process; positive regulation of proteasomal ubiquitin-dependent protein catabolic process. Gene Ontology annotation, molecular function: zinc ion binding; ubiquitin conjugating enzyme binding; ubiquitin protein ligase activity. Lineage: Eukaryota; Metazoa; Chordata; Mammalia; Macroscelidea; Macroscelididae.
AUGUCGUCAGAAGACCGAGAAGCUCAGGAGGAUGAAUUGCUGGCCUUGGCGAGUAUUUAUGACAGAGAUGAAUUUAGAAAAGCAGAGUCUGUCCAAGGUGGAGAAACCAGGAUCUACUUGGAUUUACCACAAAAUUUCAAGAUAUUUGUGAGCGGCAAUUCAAAUGAGUGUCUCCAGAAUAGUGGCUUUGAAUACACCAUUUGCUUUCUGCCUCCACUUGUGCUGAACUUUGAACUACCACCAGAUUAUCCAUCCUCCUCCCCACCUUCAUUCACACUUAGUGGCAAAUGGCUGUCACCGACUCAGCUGUCUUCUCUGUGCAGACACUUGGACAAUCUAUGGAAAGAAUACCGUGGCAGUGUGGUCUUGUUUGCCUGGAUGCAGUUUCUUAAAGAAGAGACCCUCACGUACCUGAACAUUGCUUCUCCUUUUGAGCUCAAGAUUGGUCCUCAGGGAAAAGUGCAGAGAAGAGGAGCCCAAGCCUCGGCCAGCACUGAGCCGGAGAUUGGGGGAGCUGCUGGGUCUGAUGUAGAGCAAGAGGAAGUUCUGGAUGAACGAGCAGUGCAGGAUGUGGAAUCAUUGUCAAGUCUGAUCCAGGAAAUCUUGGACUUUGAUCAAGCUCAGCAGAAAAAGUGCUUUGACAGUAAACUGUUCCUGUGCAAUAUUUGUUUCAGUGACAAGCUAGGUAGUGAUUGCAUGUACUUCUUAGAAUGCCGGCAUGUGUACUGCAAAGCCUGUCUGAAGGACUACUUUGAGAUCCAGAUCAGAGAUGGCCAAGUUCAGUGCCUCAACUGCCCAGAACCAAAAUGCCCUUCAGUGGCCACACCUGGUCAGGUCAAAGAGCUAGUGGAAGCAGAGUUAUUUGCCCGUUAUGACCGUCUUCUCCUCCAGUCCACCUUGGACCUGAUGGCAGAUGUGGUAUACUGCCCCCGCCCAUCCUGCCAACUGCCUGUAAUGCAAGAGCCUGGCGGUACCAUGGCCAUCUGCUCCAGCUGCAAUUUUGCCUUCUGUACCUUGUGCCGAUUGACCUACCAUGGGGUCUCUCCCUGUAAGAUAAUGGCAGAGAAGUUUAUAGCCUUACGAAAUGAGUACCUGCAAGCAGAUGAGGCCAAUAAAAGACUUCUGGAACAAAGGUUUGGUAAGAGGGUGAUUCAGAAGAUGCUGGAGGAGAUGGAAAGUAAGGAUUGGCUAGAAAAGAACUCCAAGAGCUGUCCGUGUUGUGGGACUCCCAUAGAGAAAUUAGAUGGGUGUAACAAGAUGACUUGUACUGGCUGUAUGCAGUAUUUCUGCUGGAUUUGCAUGGGUUCCCUUUCUAGAGCAAACCCUUACAAGCAUUUCACCGAUCCUGCUUCUCCCUGUUUUAAUCGAUUGUUCUAUGCUAUGGAGGUUGAUGGAGACAUGUGGGAAGAUGAAGACUAGUUAACUCCUCCUGCACAAGAUACGGAAAUAGAGUGGUUUCCCUAAUCUUUUUGACUUCACAAAGUUACUUUGCAGGACACUUAGGAUACUAUUCAUUUACUCUGUGUAGCAUACAUGGAAGAACCAGGUUUAUAUUUUCAUUUGACACUACUGAUUAAGGCACAUCCAUGUAUUUCUCAGUGUAACAUAAAUGGAGAAAAGUAUAAGCCAAAGGUUUAGAAAAUGAAAACUAGAGAAUAUUAAGUAUUAUAAU